AAAGGUUGUCUGGGUACAUUAAUUUUAUCCUAAGUGAAACUUGAAUUAAAAAGUUUGUAAAAUUAGUAAAAACAAGUUGGUAUCCUUGUCACUAUUACCUUGCAAGGGAUAAAGUGUCUAAGAAAACCAGCUAAGAUAGCUUUGUUAUUGAAUUCCAUGUUCAAUGCCCAAAACUAAAAUAAGUAAUAGUAUUUCCCUCACAAACACAUAUAAAGCAUUUUCCAGUAUUUGGAACUGCACAACCUCUUACAGUUUCACAGUUUCAACAAAUUAACAAUACCUUACCAUUUCCCCCAGUUUCAAAAAUUUAACCAUAUUUAUUGUACCAUCUACGCCCUGUACCCUCUUUUUGCAAAUUGUCUAAGAGAGAUAUCUGUGUAAAUUGAUUAAGAAUUUAUUACAGGAUUUGCACUGAAGGUUUGAGAACAAGAAUAUAAAUUCCACCAACAAGGUUUGAGAAUAUGAGGUGUUUCACAUGCUGCAAGUCAGACAUUGAAACACCCUCUUUCAGGAAAGUUUCCAAAGGCAGAAGAACAUUCAAAUCAAUUGCAGCUGCUAUGUCACUCAAAUCAGGUAGCAGCAGGCAUAGACAAAUCAAUGAAGAGAUAUUAAAAUAUGGAGCUGCAAAAAACGACAUUAACAUAUUCACAUAUGAAGAUCUGGUUGAUGCAACAAACAACUUCAGUCCUGAUUGUCUGGUGGGAGAAGGUGGAUUUGGGAAUGUCUAUAAAGGAUACAUAAAGAGCAUUGAUCAGACUGUAGCGGUUAAGCAACUGAACAGGGAAGGAGCUCAAGGAACAAGAGAAUUUUUCGCAGAGGUUUUGAUGUUAAGCAUGGUGAACCACCCAAACCUUGUUAGGCUCGUUGGUUAUUGUGCAGAAGGUGAUCAAAGGGUUUUAGUCUAUGAAUACAUGGCCAAUGGAAGCUUAGAAAGUCAUCUUCUAGAGUUAGGUGAAGAUAUGGAGCCUUUGGAUUGGCAUACAAGGAUGAAAAUUGCUGAGGGAGCAGCUAGAGGACUUGAAUAUCUGCAUGACAGUGCAGACCCCCCAGUGAUAUUCCGUGAUUUCAAGUCGUCAAAUAUACUUUUAGAUGAAGAUUUCAACCCAAAGCUCUCUGAUUUUGGACUUGCAAAGAUUGCUCCAGCAGAGGGGUUCCAGAACCAUGUCUCAACCAGGGUGAUGGGGACCUAUGGCUACUGUGCACCAGAGUAUGCUGCAACAGGUCAAUUAACAUCAAAAUCAGAUAUUUAUAGUUUUGGGGUUGUGUUCUUGGAAAUAAUCACUGGUAGGAGAGUAAUUGACACUGCAAGAGUUACAGAAGAACAAAACUUGAUUGACUGGGCACAACCUCUAUUCAAGGACAGAACAAAGUUCAGUCUAAUGGCUGAUCCUUUGCUCAAAGGCCGGUUCCCUGUGAAAGGUUUAUUUCAAGCCCUUGCAGUUGCAGCAAUGUGUUUACAAGAGGAAGCUGACACACGACCUUACAUGGAUGAUGUUGUAACUGCCCUUGCUCAUCUAGCAGAGCAGAGAACUGAAGAGAAAGACAUUGCUGGUGAAUCUAUAAAAAGUGCUGGCCAUGUUGAAUCCUUUAGAGGUGCAAGUUCAAUGGCAUCCGAAAGGGCGUAGCCAACACUGAAAAACUUGGAAGAGCAAGCUGAAAAAAUGGUGUACAAAGAUGAACGUGCUUAGGUGUAUUUCUGUUUGUUUGAUAUCCUUCUGUUAACACUUUAGAUUGUGAUGUGAUGGUAUCCUUUUUGGGAUUGAAAUCUGCAUCCCUUCAAUCUAAUCUAUUUUCCUUUUUCUUCUUUUUGAAGAAAAAGAUUUUCUGUUUCCAUUUGAUUCCCACCUUUGCACAUACCAUACUAGAUCUCAAAAGGACAAAUGUAUACUCCCCAAUUACAAAUAUGUUAUUUGAUAAAUGUACAUUGCAUUUGUCAUCUAUGUAAUUAUAGCCUGAGUGUAAGGUAUCAGAGGAAUUCAGAUCAUCUGCUUCCAGCAGCCAUUGCAGAAGCAAAAUGACUAAGUUUAUAUAAGUUUUGACCUAGUUAACUUUUUAUUAAUCAAUCUGAACCAUUUAAUAAAAGAAUCAACGGCCAAGAAUUUGCAACAAAGAGCUAUAGAGAAUAUAGCUCGAGGGGAUCCAUAUCAGUAAAGGACAUAUAUAGUGUGUACACAUUGAGAGAGAAUUGAUGGAAACCUCUACCACACAUUUCGAGCUAUAUGAGAUGACUAUUUAUAGACAAUGUCCAACUGGCAAAAGAGAGGUGUUAAUUAUAGUUUCAGUGUUCUCUAUAUAAAUCUACCUAUGGAGAUUCUAUAACAACUUAUUUUCUUCAUACAUCACAAUAUAAUUAAUCUGGAUAAGAGAAAGAUCUCUAGAAAAAUGAGCAUCAGAAAACUUAGACCAAAGGCACAUAAACACAGGAAUCAGGAUAUGGCAGAAAAUGAAAAUAACACGAGCACAAAUUCAAGUAUGGCAACCUACGAGAUAAUAUAAGUGACUAGUGCAGAUUAACUCAAGAAACUUUAGUCACUUAGCUUGAUAUCAUUCUUGAGGAUCUUGUAGCUGCAACUAGGAAUUUAACACGUGUUAUACUGUUCCUCAACUUCUCCAUCCUGUCCUUUUCUCCCUUCAUGCAUGCUUUUGAUGUUUGAAAAUGAAAACCCUAUGUCAUCUAGGAUGGUCCUACUCCUACAUUAAAUUAUUCAACACUGAAGU
Lotus japonicus is the source of this 2718-nucleotide messenger RNA. Its product is annotated as probable serine/threonine-protein kinase PBL23. The transcript has 5 exons. Gene Ontology annotation, molecular function: ATP binding; protein kinase activity. The coding region runs from base 462 to 1625 and encodes 387 amino acids. Lineage: Eukaryota; Viridiplantae; Streptophyta; Magnoliopsida; Fabales; Fabaceae. The record is from RefSeq and is a predicted model, not a curated record. Gene Ontology annotation, biological process: protein phosphorylation.